Pangasianodon hypophthalmus (striped catfish) is the source of this 5873-nucleotide messenger RNA. Its product is annotated as anoctamin-1. Gene Ontology annotation, cellular component: plasma membrane. Bases 192 to 2951 code for a protein of 919 amino acids. The record is from RefSeq and is a predicted model, not a curated record. NCBI's taxonomy places the organism in Eukaryota, Metazoa, Chordata, Actinopteri, Siluriformes, Pangasiidae. Gene Ontology annotation, biological process: chloride transmembrane transport. The transcript has 25 exons. Gene Ontology annotation, molecular function: protein dimerization activity; chloride channel activity.
GCAGGUGAAUCGCUCAGGCUGUCAUGAUGAAGACGGAACGAUAUUCUACUGUCCCCAGCAAAGACACACAUGUUGACAUUAUCAACAUCAAAGGCAUUGAAGACAUCGGAUACGUGCAGCAGGACGCCAUCACAGUGGGUUAAUAUCAGGACGUGGACUUGGAGCAUCUCAGAGCAGGAGAUGAAGUGAAGAUGGCUGAGGAACAGAGCGAGGCUGCCAAGACAAGACAUUUCUUAAAGGAUGUGAUUUUUCAUGGCAAAUUUCAACUGCUGAAUUCUCUGACUCGGGAUGAGAGCUCACGCUGUCGUUUCGGUCAGUACUUCCACGACGGAGAGCGGCGUGUGGAUUACGUCCUCACCUACCAGAUCAAAAAGCCGGGCAGCUCGCGUCGCCACUCGUCCCGUUUCACGGACAACAUGCUCACGCGCAGCCUGCGCCGGGCACGUGACCCUGAACCGGGCGUCACCGAUCACCAUGACGACGACAAGCGCAUCCGGCGCGAGGAGUUCGAGGCCAACCUGCAGGAGAUGGGGCUUGAGCUGGAGAGGGACGAGGAUACUAUGAUCCCCGGUGUGGGCUUUGUGAAGAUUCAUGCUCCGUGGCAUGUUCUUUGUCGAGAAGCAGAGUUCAUGAAGCUGAAGAUGCCGACAAAAAAAGUGUAUGAGGUGAAGCAUAGCGGAAGCGUCAUGGAGAAAAUCAACGCGUUCAUUUAUAAAAUGACGGAUCCUCUGCACCCGAACGUGGAGGAGAACCGGAUAGAGAACGUGAAGCACCUCUCAUACCCGUUCUCCAGAGAGAAACAGCACCUGUUUGAUUUGUUGGACAGGGAUUCGUUUUUUGACAGCAAGACAAGAAGUUCAAUAGUGUUUGAGGUUUUGAAGAGGACAAAAUGCACAAAGUCGCAGUUCAGUAUGGGAAUAACGAGUCUUUUGGGCAGCGGUGCAUAUCUGGCUGCAUAUCCACUACACGACGGUGAUGUAGAUGGAGAAAAUGCACAACCAAAUGACAGGAAGCUGCUGUAUGAGGAGUGGGCGAGUUACAGUGUUUUUUAUAAAUACCAACCCAUUGGCCUGAUCAGGAAGUACUUUGGGGAGAAGAUCGGUCUGUACUUUGCCUGGCUGGGAGUUUACACUCAGAUGCUGAUUCCUGCCUCUCUGGUGGGAGUGUUUGUGUUUCUGUAUGGCUGCGUUACCGUUGAUGACGACAUCCCCAGUAUGGAGAUCUGUGAUGGCAGAAGAAACAUCACCAUGUGUCCUCUAUGUGAUGGAGUUUGUGGUUUCUGGAAUCUGAGCACAGCAUGUGGAACAGCGAGAGCCAGUCAUCUAUUUGACAAUCCAGCCACCGUCUUCUUCUCCAUCUUCAUGGCCCUGUGGGCGGCGUUCUUCAUGGAGCAUUGGAAGCGGCGGCAGAUGCGUUUGAACUAUGAAUGGGACCUGACAGGAUUUGAGGAGGAGGAGGAUCACCCGAGAGCCGAGUAUGAGUUCAGAGUUAUGCAGAAAUCCCUCAAGAAAGAACAGAAAAAGUCCAAAAAGACAGAGAAAGAAAAGUUGACAUGUAAAGACAGAUGUCCUGCUUAUAUGACAAAUUUAGUGAUGAUGCUUUUAAUGAUUGGUGUGACGUUUGCUAUCGUCUUUGGCGUGAUUUUAUACCGAAUUUCCACCACAUGGGCGCUGCACAUGAGCUCAAACCCGACAACACGCUCCAACGUUCGUCUCACUGUCAAAGCCACAGCAGCCAUCAUCAACCUGGUGGUCAUCCUCAUCCUAGACGAGGUGUACGGUGCUGUAGCGCGCUGGUUAACUACACUCGAGGUGCCAAAAACGGACAAAAGUUUUGAGGAACGACUGAUCUUUAAAACGUUCAUUCUAAAGUUUUUUAAUGCAUUUACUCCAAUUAUAUACAUCGCUUUCUUCAGAGGGAGGCUUGUUGGUCAUCCCGGCAGCUACAUUUACGUCUUUCAGUCCUACCGCAUGGAGGAGUGUGCGCAUGGUGGUUGUCUGAUGGAACUCUGCAUUCAGCUCAGUAUCACCAUGUUGGGAAAACAACUAAUUCAGAACAACCUGUUUGAGAUCGGCAUUCCUAAACUGAAGAAGCUGAUUCGCUACAUUAAGUCAAAACGCAGUGCGUUUCAGGAGGAGGAGCGAGAAAAAACACUGCAGCGCUACGAGACUGACUUUUUCCUUGAACCAUUUUCAGGCCUCACACCAGAGUACAUGGAGAUGAUUAUCCAGUUUGGUUUUGUGACACUGUUUGUGGCAUCGUUUCCCUUGGCGCCACUUUUUGCUCUGCUCAACAACAUCAUUGAAAUCCGUCUUGAUGCUAAAAAGUUUGUAGCGGAGCUCCGGAGGCCCGUGGCAGCACGAGCAAAAGACAUCGGUAUCUGGUACAACAUUCUCAGAGGUGUGGCAAAAAUCGCAGUUAUUAUCAAUGCCUUUGUCAUCUCCUUCACCUCUGACUUCAUCCCCCGGCUUGUGUAUCAGUACAUGUACAGUGCUGACGGCUCCAUGCACGGCUUCGUUAAUCACACGCUCUCACACUUCAAUGUCAGUCACUUCCAGAAUGGCACAGGGCCUGUCAACUCGCUCUAUGCUGGCUUUCAGGGGGAAAUCUGCAGGUAUAAAGACUACAGAGAACCUCCAUGGUCGUCGACUCCAUAUCAGGUCUCUAAAGAGUUUUGGGCUGUUUUAGCUGCCAGACUUGCCUUCGUCAUCGUCUUUCAGAACGUGGUGAUGCUGAUGAGCGACGUUGUGGACUGGAUCAUCCCAGACAUCCCUAAAGACAUCAGCAUUCAGAUCCACAAGGAGAAGAUCCUGAUGGUGGAUCUGUUCAUGAAGGAGGAGAAGGGGAAGAACUUGACCAUUGGAGAUGACAAAGCAAAAGAAAACAACUUGAAACACAGUCCUGUCCUCCACCCAAGACCGCUCACACACACUCAGAGCAACUGCUACUAACGUCUGUGUGUGUCUGUGUGUGCAUGUGUGUGCGCGUGCAGGGGUGAGUUUGUGUGUGUGUGUGUGUGCGCGUCUUUCUCAUGACAUUCCACAGAUUACUCUUUUGUCUUUGGAGGAUUUUGUUAUUUAUAAAUUACAUUAAUGAAAUUAAUAACCAUCCAAUCACAUUUUAUCACAAUCACCAUGUGAUUUUCCCUUUAAUUAGUGACAUGAAUUGAUAAUUGGUAGUUGGUAAUUAUUUUGCUACAAGACAGAGCAACACAUGUUCAUUUUUGUUUUUAAAGCGUACUUGUCCACUUCAGCUUGGUUGAAGCCCCUUGUCGGCCAUCUAAAGAGUCAUUAAGCAUUCUUGAUGAGGGAUCAGGGCAACAUCAAUGUAGAGUUUAGGAGCUGUACUACAGAAACAUCCUUAUAUUUCAGUUAUUCAUCUUCAGUAACUGCUUUAUCUUGAACAGGGAUGUGGUUGGUGAGAAAUGUGAGAAAACAUCCUUAAGUCUUAAAUUAAAAGUUGACAAGUAAAAAAGGAAAUUGACAUUACAGAAGGAAAUCAUGUUCUAGUAUAAGAAUUAGAACCACUUAUUUCUCUUGAGGCUUACCAAGCAACUGCUGAGGUUCACAUAAACAAUGUAAACACAUUAAAGAUACAGUUUCAAAAAAACUUGCUUUUGUGAUGCAGAUCUGGCAACCCUAACCAUAGCGCAUACAUCACAAUCAUGUUUCUCACUUUUCACAUGAAACAGAUUUAACAAAAUAAACUUUUGAUAAUUGUUUAAAAGUUACAGCUGCCAAAGCUGACAUUUAUAAUAUAAAUAGAAUAUCAAUUUAAUUAACACUUUUAUAUCAAGAUGUUUAUUCUGUAGACAAGUGUUUUCAUUACAGUAAAACUAAUAAAAAAAUAUAUUAAUCCUCUUUUCAGUGUUCAGUGUUCGACUGACAAACUUCUGAAUAGAGUGAAGUUGCAUUUACUAAACGAAAUGUUAUUCUGUAAUAGCUAAAGUUCAAAGGUUGUCAUGGUUACUAAAGAGAUAAGAUUUCAGAGUUGUUUCCAGAUGUUCCUGUCAUACAGCUCACAAAGUACAAAUUUAUCCUCCAAAAAAGGAGUGAACAUAUUUAAAGUUGGGGUCAGAUUUGGGGUUUAUUUCACAUGAUGCCACUGUACUCAGCUAGUGAGUUAACCAUGUUAGCAGAAGUCGGCAAGGGUGAGUUAAAAACGCGAUUAAAGAACAGAGUUGGGUUGUGUGGAAGAGAGAUACUCCUGGACUGAAAUACACUUUUCAGACAAUUUUUAAGAAAAUAUAGUUAAAAAUCUAAAUAUUCCAAAGAUUUAUGUUGAUUUAUAAAAUCCAAAUCUCAACAGGUCAAAUUAAAUCUUGUAUAAAUAACAAAGUCCUCACUCCAGAUUGAACUAAAGCCAGACUGCGAGUCCAUCAACACUGUGGACCAUGAAACAACUCAUUUCUCUGUUUAUUUCUACAUAAUCAGAGAUUUUUAAUAUUUAAUCACACAGCUGUUCACAUCUGCUUUACAAAUGUUUUGGAGUUUUUAAAUGUUGACCUUUUUUUGAGACUUUAAUGGAGCUUCUGCUUGUUUUCAGCUUUUAAUUGAAUCCUUUUCUCAAAAGAUCGUUUUUUUUUACUAAGCUGAAUGGACAAACACAGAAACACAAGUAAAAGUGAGGUGUGUUAAAUAUUUAGCUAAUAUAAUGAUCCAGAGGUGUAAUAAGUACCAAUUGUAUGAGUUUCAAACCAGAAAUAUUCAGCCAAGAAUAAAUGUCCACAAUGUCCCUUUAUCCCAAUAAUAGAGACAUGAUUAUUUUUUAAAACUUGCUUUUUAAACUUCUACAGUAGAACCACAAUGUAUGAGCACUGUGUAAAUGUUCAUGCUUAAAUCACAUAUUUCAUAUAAACAAUAAUUUUGUAUUACAAAUUAAAUACGCACUUAUAUAUUCUUCUAGAUCACUUCUAAAGGACAAAUCCACCAGUGUGAAUUUUGGCAGCUACUGUGAAUUUUUUUUAGAUCUAAAACAUUUUAUUACAAUAUGACUAUUCAAAAAGGUUGCUAGUUUUAGGUAUGGAGUGUGACAGCAUGUUUCUGCAACCACAAACUUCACUUUUAGCAUGCAUACUUAGAGGUGAAAUGUGUGUAGCCAUAUCUAAAUUAAGUCUGUCCUGUAAUCGCCUUUGACUGCACAAAGAUCAGGUGGACAAGUCUCACCGUUGUCCAAAUGAUUGUUUCUGACAUGUUUGCCUUGUUUGUGUUUGUGUAGAAAGAAUUAAUCAUUAUUUAUGUAUAUUUUUGUUGCUGGAAAGGUCAGUAACAAAUGUUUUUUAUUUUAAAAUUCAUCAACAAAAUUAACACUGAAGUCCACCUUUAGACUUUAGGCCACACCCUUACCUGAGACUGAUGCUGGUAAAGGGACAGUGUGGAUCUUUUAUUUUUGCCUAAACUUUUAAUUCAACAGUAAUCAUUUAUUUAUAAUUUUAUCUAUACAUUUCUUGCAUCAAAAACAUUUCAGCAGCUAAGACAAUCCUGAAAUGUUCACAUCUGUCCAGUGCAGUAAAAUCACACUCUUACACACUUUGACUUGUUAAAAUGAGGUUUUCAUCCACUUCAGCAAACUGCCUCAGGAGCUCCAAGGAUCAAUGAGGAGUUAUGAUAAAGUUUCUUUUUUCUUUUCCUUCUUUUUUAAAAGGAGAUUUAUGUUUACAUUUAUGUGUCUAUACUGGAUCUGAAAUAAUAAUAACAUUUUUUCCUCUGAUUGCCUUAUCAGAAAAACUCAGUGUACGUUAGGGCUCUUUUCUAGUACAGUACAUUUCAUAAGAUCAUAUUGCAAUAUAAUGAGAAUCUUGUAAUUAUAGAAUUCUAUAAUAGACAUGCAUUAGAGACAUUUUUAACAAAAUUACAAAUAAAGCCUAAAAUUAA